GGGCUGCCUGUGCUUCACAUUUGCAGAGGGAAGGGCGCUGGGAAGAGGUGUGUGUGUGUUGGAGGGUUUCAAUGCGGAGAGUGAGUGGAUAAGGGUCGGGGUCGCUUUUCUGGAUUACAUUCCUCACGACAUGCACCUGUUUAAAGAGGGAAUUACAAAAUAUCAGUCGUGGGAAGGAGGCGUCUGAUGGACUUUGGGCUGACCUGAGACACUGCCUCGUAGAUCUUCGCUCGUGCAUCUCCGUCAGUUCCCAGAAGUUCUACUAAAAGAAGAGGAAAGGGACCACUUCACGCAACAUGGCAACAGUGCAAACCACAGUGUCAGACAUGCGCACCAGAGCUGAAGGUUAUGAGAAGACAGAUGAUGUGUCUGAAAAGACCUCACUUGCAGAUCAAGAAGAGAUGCGAAUCAUUUUUCUCAACCAGCCUCAGCUGAUGAAGUUUUGUAACAACCAUGUUAGCACUGCAAAGUACAAUGCCAUCACAUUUCUGCCAAGAUUUCUCUAUUCUCAGUUCAGAAGAGCUGCCAAUGCUUUUUUCCUGUUUAUAGCGCUACUUCAGCAAAUUCCAGAUGUGUCGCCUACAGGUCGCUAUACAACACUGGUUCCUCUCUUGUUUAUUUUAACUGUGGCAGCAAUCAAAGAAAUUAUAGAAGAUAUUAAAAGACAUCAAGCUGAUAAUUUUGUAAACAAGAAGAAAACUCAAGUAUUGCGAAAUGGUGCUUGGGAGAUUGUGCACUGGGAAAAGGUGUCUGUAGGGGAAAUAGUGAAAGUGACCAAUGGGGAGCAUCUCCCAGCUGAUCUCAUCAGUCUGUCAUCAAGUGAACCUCAAGCAAUGUGCUACAUUGAAACCUCAAAUCUAGAUGGAGAAACAAAUCUAAAAAUACGACAGGGGUUGUCGGUGACUGCAGAAAAGAAGGACAUAGAUACACUGUUGAGUCUGUCCGGCAAAAUUGAAUGUGAAGGUCCUAACAGGCAUUUAUAUGAUUUCAAUGGAAACAUUAGACUGGAUGGCCAUGGGCUUGUCCCUCUGGGUCCCGAUCAGAUUCUGUUGCGAGGGGCUCAGUUGAGAAACACACAGUGGGUGCAUGGAAUUGUUGUCUAUACUGGCCAUGAUACUAAGCUCAUGCAGAAUUCCACAAGGCCCCCUCUGAAACUGUCCAAUGUGGAACGCAUAACCAACAUCCAGAUACUGCUUCUGUUUGGCACACUAAUCACAAUAUCUUUUGUCUGCUCCAUUGGCUCCUCUAUAUGGAAUUCCAGGCACGGUGAUAAGGACUGGUACCUAAAUUUGAACUAUGCGGGAGCUGGCAACUUUGGACUAAAUCUUUUAACAUUUAUCAUUCUCUUCAACAACCUUAUACCCAUCAGUUUGCUGGUUACUUUGGAGGUGGUGAAAUUUAUCCAAGCAUAUUUCAUUAACUGGGAUGUCGAUAUGAUCUAUGAGCCUACAGAUACAGGAGCUAUGGCCCGAACUUCAAAUCUGAACGAAGAGCUAGGGCAGGUAAAAUACAUAUUUUCUGACAAAACUGGGACCCUGACUUGCAACGAUAUGCAAUUUAAGAAGUGCACUAUAGCAGGAAAUGCCUAUGGCCAUUGCCCAGAGCCAGAAGAGGACAGGUAUUCAGAUGAUGGUUGGCAUUAUUCACAUAGUGAAGAAGGCCGUGACUUCCAUGAUCCAUCUUUGCUCGAAAAUCUGGAAAACAAUCAUCCGACUGCACCUGUGAUAUGUGAGUUUCUUACCAUGAUGGCGAUAUGUCAUACUGCUGUGCCCGAGCGUGAUGGAGAUCAGAUCAUUUAUCAGGCAUCUUCACCUGAUGAGGGUGCUCUGGUCAGAGCAGCAAAGCAAUUGCGCUUUGUAUUUACCGCUCGGACGCCGAAUUCUGUCAUAAUAGAAUCACUUGGCCAAGAAGAGCGUUUUGAGAUGCUGAAUGUUCUGGAAUUUACAAGUAAUCGGAAGCGAAUGUCUGUAAUCGUUCGAAACUCAGCAGGAAAACUGAGACUGUACUGCAAAGGGGCAGAUACAGUCAUUUAUGACCGUUUGGCUGAAACAUCAAAGUACAAAGAAAUUACAUUAAAACAUUUGGAACAGUUUGCGACGGAAGGUUUACGGACUUUGUGCUUUGCUGUUGCCAGUAUCCCAGACAGCACUUAUGAAGAAUGGUUGGAUGUGUAUCAUAGAGCUUCCACUUCUGUACAGAACAGAGCACUGAAACUUGAGGAAUGCUAUGAACUCAUAGAAAAAAAUCUACAUUUACUUGGAGCCACGGCCAUUGAAGACAAGCUACAAGACAAUGUGCCAGAAACGAUAGAGACAUUAGUCAAGGCGGAUAUCAGGAUCUGGGUUCUAACAGGAGAUAAGCAGGAAACUGCUAUUAAUAUAGGCCAUUCUUGUAAACUUCUCACAAAGAAUAUGGGACUAAUUGUUAUUAAUGAAGACUCUCUUGAUACAACACGAGAAGUUUUAAGUCAUCAUUGCAGCAAUCUUGGCGAUGCCUUGAGAAAGGAGAACGACUUUGCUCUGAUAAUUGAUGGCAAGUCCCUGAAGUAUGCCUUGACAUUUGGAGUGAGACAGUAUUUCUUAGACCUCGCUCUUUCAUGUAAAGCUGUAAUUUGUUGCAGGGUAUCCCCUCUUCAGAAAUCUGAAGUGGUUGAGAUGGUGAAAAAACAAGUCAAAGUUAUUACCCUUGCUAUUGGCGAUGGAGCAAAUGAUGUCAGUAUGAUUCAGACUGCUCAUGUGGGUGUUGGUAUAAGUGGAAAUGAAGGGCUACAAGCUGCCAACUCAUCUGACUACUCUAUAGCACAGUUUAAAUAUUUAAAGAACUUACUGCUGGUCCAUGGUGCUUGGAAUUAUAACCGAGUAGCAAAGUGCAUAUUGUACUGUUUUUAUAAGAAUAUUGUCCUCUAUAUUAUUGAGAUCUGGUUUGCAUUUAUGAAUGGUUUCUCUGGGCAAAUUCUCUUUGAAAGAUGGUGCAUCGGCCUUUACAAUGUGAUGUUUACGGCGCUGCCCCCUUUAACUCUUGGAAUAUUUGAACAAUCGUGUCGCAAAGAAAACAUGCUGAAGUACCCAGAGUUGUACAAGACAUCCCAGAAAGCGCUUGAUUUUAAUACUAAGGUCUUCUGGGUUCAUUGUUUGAAUGGCCUUUUCCACAGUGUUAUCCUGUUCUGGUUUCCAUUAAAAGCUCUCCAGCACGAUACCGUAUUUGGCAAUGGGAAAACUUCAGACUAUCUUUUGCUGGGUAACAUUGUUUACACAUUUGUGGUGAUAACUGUGUGUUUGAAAGCUGGAUUGGAAACAUCACACUGGACAAUGUUCAGCCAUAUAGCUAUCUGGGGAAGCAUUCUUCUGUGGAUUGUUUUCUUUGGAGUCUAUUCUUCAUUGUGGCCUGCAAUUCCCUUGGCACCUGACAUGUCAGGAGAGGCGGAUAUGAUGUUCAGCUCUGGAGUUUUCUGGAUGGGUCUUUUCUUUAUCCCUAUCACAUCUUUGCUGUUGGACAUUUUGUAUAAAGCUGUCAAAAGAACAUGUUUUAAAACCUUGGUUGAUGAAGUUCAUGAACUUGAAGCCAAAUCACAGGAUCCUGGUGCUGUUGUCCAUGGGAAAAGCUUAACUGAGAGAGCACAGUUGCUGAAGAACGUCUUUAAAAAGAAUACUGCUAAUUUGUACCGUUCUGAAUCCGUACAGCAGAACCUUCUUCACGGGUAUGCCUUUUCCCAAGACGAAAAUGGAAUUGUUUCUCAGUCUGAUGUGGUCAGAGCCUACGACACCACCAAGCAAAGAGCAGAAGAAUGGUGAACAGGAGCAGAUAUGAACAGAAACACAUUUGUUCCUUACUUGUCAAUUCAGUAGAUCUGGUCUGAAAUCAGAUAUGAAAUCUUGUGGUUGGUGAUUUCAAAAAGAUCUGUGUCCAAAAAUGGACUUGUAAUUUAUUAUUUUUUAUUUAAAAAAAAAAAGUAGCAUUCAGCAAGACACUAUUAACGUAUAACAAAUGUUGCACGUUUCUCCUGAAAGUGUAGAGUCUAACAACCCGAUAGACAGAUAGUGUAACAAUAAAGCAUUUCAGUAUUACGGUUUAAGGGAAAAAUGUGGGGUAAUCUGGAAGCUUCUGAAAUGAAGGACAACGUUUUUCUGAGCAGACCCUUAUGUUUAUAACACGGAACGAUGACCCGUGACACUAGAGCUGCAAAAACCAGCGUGGGAUCCGCUACCCGUAUCCUCAGAGAGAGUCGAGUAUCAAACUAUUUUACUAUAAAUGCUUGCCAAAGAAACAUAUCCUGUUCUGGUUAUUCCCUGCUGGGUGUCUUUUUGGAAGAUCUUUCAGUUGAUGGGGAGAUAUUUCCUGCAAACGUCUCCUCGAUUCUCCAGUUCUUAUAAGGGCGAGCUCACAAGACUCGAGCUUGUAUCCUUGUUAACGACACUUGUUUUUAUUAUCUGUGACAUUUUACACCUUGCGCCUUAUUCAUGCUACCGUGUUAAUCUUGUAGAGUAAAACAUGUGAAUGCAUUAAUAUGCUUGUGUGUGUGUCUAAAGAGAUGAGAGUGUUGGUGUCGCUAAGGAACGCCACUAAUUCUCCAGUGUCUCGGGCUGUUUUUCUUGGCCUUGGUAUAUGUUGACGAGAAGGAAACGGAAUUCUCUUUUUGUUUUAAUUCUUUUUAAUGGAAAACUUUUAGCACAGGUUUGUAUUUAUAUAGAUAUAAAAGUAUGCCCUUUACUCCAAUUUUUCCUUAAAUCCAUUUGAACCUUCAUUUGUACAAUUUUCAAGUGUUGUUUCCUGCACAGAAGCACUUGCUUGCAGUGAAGAAUGGCCUUGUUCGUCUUGUGGAGGAUGAUUUUUUGGAGAACUGGAAUGUUAUGUAGUCACUAACUUUGUAACAGAUACCGUCCAUUAUGUGGUUGAAACUUUGAGGUGGUUGAGAUGAUUCUUGACUACCAUUCUCCAUAAGUUCACAUUUUUAAAGCUGAUAUUAUUUUAAUGAGGCGGAGUA
Molecule: messenger RNA, 4981 nt
Organism: Xenopus laevis (African clawed frog)
Lineage: Eukaryota; Metazoa; Chordata; Amphibia; Anura; Pipidae
Gene: atp8a1.S
Product: ATPase, aminophospholipid transporter (APLT), class I, type 8A, member 1 S homeolog
Exons: 38
Coding region: 297-3791 (1164 amino acids)
Biological process (GO): phospholipid transport; aminophospholipid translocation; phospholipid translocation
Cellular component (GO): bounding membrane of organelle; trans-Golgi network; membrane
Molecular function (GO): phosphatidylserine floppase activity; phosphatidylserine flippase activity; magnesium ion binding
Source: RefSeq, a predicted model, not a curated record